CAGCACCACAGCAAGUGCCCUGGACCUGGUCUCCUUUGACUUUGGCGUCAGUGGCUCUCAUUUCUGGGGAUAGUUACUUCACAUAGGCUGGAGAGCUCCCACUGAAAGAGCAACUUGCCUUCUCAUCUUCUGGUCUUCUUUUACAUCCUGCAUCACAUCCAGUUAUGGAACACCUUGAAAGCUAGUUCUGGAAGCUGAGCAAGUUGUAUCUUCACACGUCUUCAUGCUUCUUUAAGAAAAGCAGAAAAUGAACAAACCCCAGGGGUCACUGUCAUUUGGAGAUGUGACUGUGGACUUCUCCCAGGAAGAGUGGCAGCACCUGGACCCUGCUCAGAGGACCCUGUACAGGGAUGUGAUGCUGGAGAACUACCACAACUUUGUCUCAGUGGGGUAUCCCAUUAAAAAGCCAGAUGUGAUCUUCAAGUUGGAAGAAGGAAAGGAGCCAUGGAUAUUAGAGGAAGAAUUUCUAUACCAGAACUACCCAGAAGACAGCAGAGCUUAUUACGUAGCAGAGAGAAUCCAGAAAAACCAAGACAAAUACUUGCCACAAGUUUUAUUCAACAACAAAAAAAUGACCUCAGAGAAAGUAUAUGCUUUAAGGAAAUCAUCUAAUAAAAGUACAGAUUUUAUUCCUUCAAGAAAAAUACCCUGUAAACAUGACUUACAUGGAAUGAAUUUGAAAAAUAUUUUAGUAUCAAUUGGUAGUAAUAGAUAUUCUUCAGGGAGAAAGCCUCACAUGUUAAAUGUGUAUGAGCAGUUACUUGAUAUAAAGCAGGAAAAACCUCAUACGCAAGAGAGUUCUCAUGAAAAUAAUCAAUAUGAGAAAGCCCUUGGUCAUAAGAAUGGUAUUAUUCAGCAUGUAAAUACACAGUCUUCAGAGAAGACUUUAAAAUAUGAUGGUGGAAAAUCCUUAGGAAAAAAGACCACAAUAAUUCCAUACAGGCAAAUUGACACAGGAGAGAAACUCUGUGAAUAUAAUGGACAUGGAGAAACCUGUGAGAGGUCAUCUCUCUUGGAAUGUCAUGGAGUUUCCUUUGAAAUGAAACAAUGCAAAGGCAAUCAAAUUGAAAAUAAUUUCAGCAGGAUGUCACAUGUUACUCAAGUUCAGAAAAAAAAGAGAUGUGAGGGUCUAUUCAAAUGUAGUGAAUGUGGGAAAACAUUCAACUACAAGUCAAACCUCACAGUGCAUCAGAAAACACAUAUGGGAGAGAAACCCCAUGAAUUUAAUUCAUGUGGGAAAGCGAGUCAUAAGUCACACCUCACAGACCAUCAGUUAGCACAUAUAGGGGAGAAACUUUAUAAGUGUAUUAAGUGUGGGAAGUCCUUUUGCAAGAAGUCAUCUCUUACUCAACAUGAGGAAACAUACACAGGGAGGAAACCCCAUGAAUGCAAUGAUUGUGGAAAAACUUUCUGCAAGAAGUCAGCCUUCACUCAACAUCAGAGAACUCAUACAGGAGAGAAGCAAUUCCAACAUAAUGAAUGCAGUAAGACCUUCCAUCGACAGUCAGACAUUAAGGUACAUCAGAGAAUUUACACAGGAGAGAAACGCUUCCAAUGUAAUGAAUGUGGCAAGACUUUCCAUUGGCAGUCAGACAUUAAGCUACAUCAGAGAAUUCAUACAGGAGAGAAACCCUUUCAGUGUAGCAAAUGUGGUAAAACUUUCUAUCGGCAGGCAGAUGUUAAUGCACAUCAGAGAAUUCACACGGGAGAGAAACGCUUUCAAUGUAAUGAAUGUGGUAAGACUUUUUAUUGGCAAUCAGACGUUCAUGCACAUCAAAGAACUCACACAGGAGAAAAACCCUUUCGGUGUAAUGAAUGUGGUAAAUCUUUCCAUCGGCAGUCGGAUGUUAAUGUUCAUCAGAGAACUCACACAGGAGAGAGACGCUUUCAAUGUAAGGAAUGUGGUAAAACUUUCUAUCGUCAGUCAGACGUUAAUGCACAUCAGAGGAUUCACACAGGACAGAAACCCUUUCAAUGUAAUGAAUGUGGUAAAACUUUCUAUCGUCAGUCAGACGUUAAUGUGCAUCAGAGAACUCACACAGGAGAGAAACGCUUUCGAUGUAAUGAAUGUGGUAAAACUUUCUAUCGGCAGUCAGAAGUUAAUGUUCAUCAGAGAACUCACACAGGAGAGAAGCCCUUUCAAUGUAAUGAGUGUGGUAAAACUUUUUAUCGGCAGUCAGAUGUUAACGCACAUCAGAGAAUUCACACAGGAGAGAAACCUUAUAAAUGUAAUGAAUGUGGGAAAUCCUUUUAUGAGAAAUCAUCCCUCACUCGACAUGAGAGAACUCACACAGGGGAGAAGCCCUAUGAAUGUAAUGAAUGUAGGAGAACCUUCUGCCAGAAGUCAGCCCUCACUCAACAUCAGAGAACUCACACAGGAGAUAGACCCUUUCGGUGUAAUGUAUGUGGUAAAACUUACCGUCAUCUGUCAGCCAUUAAUGUACAUCAGAGAACUCACACAGGAGAGAAGCCCUUUCAGUGUCAUGAAUGUGAGAAAUCAUUUCUUACAAAGUCGACUCUUAUUAAUCAUCAGAGAACUCACACAGGAGAAAAACCCUUUGAAUGUAACGAGUGUGGGAAGAGUUUUCGUCAUAAAUCUACCCUCACUACCCAUCUGAGAAUUCACUCAGGAGAGAAACCUUAUAAAUGCUGUGAAUGUGGAAAAACUUUCGGCCGGAAAUCAGCCCUUACUAAUCAUCAAGGAAUUCACCUAGGGUAGAAACUCUGUAGCAAAACUUGCUGGGUUUUUCCUCAUUACCGCCCCCUUUUUUUUGUGGUUACCUACUAGUCAAGAUUUUCUGGAUUUCCAUUCAUAUGAGGCCAUGUGACCUCUGGCAUAAAUUCCAAGCCUUUAAAGGACCUUGUUUGAAAGUUUUCCUACUUCUAUUUUUCUUUCCGUAUCAAAGGGUAUUGGGAUCAUCCUCAGGGUACUUGGGAGCUAAUCAUUAGAGAUUAUAGAUUCACAGGUUUGAAGAAACCAGGGUCCUGGGCAGAGUUCUGCCUUCUCUAACAUCACUUGUAAGUCUUCUCAUGAACCAGAAAUAAAUUUCAGAUUUGUUCAGACCUUACACGUUUAGGGCUUUUUGUUGUCAUAGUAUAUCCUAGCCAUCUCUUAUUUCAUAUACCCUGUGAAUCUAAUGAAGGCAUGAGAAACACUCUGUGUCAGAGAAUUCAUUAGGGGGAAAUUGCUCUCAGUAUUCUGCAUCUUAAUAAACUUUGAUGAACAAGUCAAGCAUUUUGUAAAUCAGUUUACAAAUUGAGACACCCUAAAAUGAAAUGAAUGUAGGAGAAUUUUCACAACCUGCUUCUGAUUGGCCAUCAUAUAAUUGAGAAUAGAAGCUAAUAACUUGGAAAACACUUCAAAAUUUAUUUAUCAGAGAAUGCGUAACAAAGGAAAAUUGUCAGUUUAGGAAGUGAGGAAAACAUCCUUGUCUAGAAAUAAUAUUAUUCUAGAAGCAAUACUUCUAAUUGCUUAGAAGUAUUGCGAUCUACUUAGAAGUAGAGCAAUACUCUAAUACAUCCAAUUUGGAUGCAAUACUAAAUAAUCUUAUUAACAAUCUACCAUGGGAUAUUUAUUUGACCACAAUGGUCAACAUGUGGCUUUGAGACUGCACAAGUGGAUUGAGACAUCAAAGUAACAGUACUAAGUGUGUAUGUGACUAAAAUAGCAGCACUUUGUAAACAUCAGCACUAAGUGUAUAUAUGAAUAAAGUAAUAGCACUAAGUAUAUAUGUGAAUAAUAUAUGUAAACAAAGUAACAGCACUAAGUGUCUCUGUGAAUAAAGUAACAGCAUUAUGUGUUUAGGUGAAUAAUAAGCCUCUGAGCUUAAUCAGGCUUAAACAUAUGAGUGUGCCCUUCAGUGCCUACAUUCUGUAUGCUUGGUUUUUGUUUUAGGUUCCCAAAUAGUUAUAGUAGGAACAAUGCACUCCUACCUAAGGAAUUUUUGUGACAUACACUGUGUUUUCUCACACCAACUGGUAUUGUCCCAUCACAUACUUUUACCACAGUAUGUAUUUUUUAAAGAAACAUUGAACGCGUGAAAUACUACAUGUUGUGUAUGUUUUCUGCUUUCUGGUGGCACAUGUAAAUCAGUACAGGCAUUGUUAACAAAUCGUUCUUUUAGUAAAUAAGCCAAAUAAUGACUGAUAAAAUCAAGAUUUACUUGAUGUAUACAGGGAUUCAGUACAAAUUUAAAAUACACACCUGAAAUUUUCAACAUUAAUCUUGAACGUUAGGUACUUAUUAUACUGUACAGAUUGAAAGCAGUGCCCACUGAAGAAAAUUUCUCCACUUUAUAUUUGUGUUAUGUCCAAAGAAUACUUAUAUAAGUUUUAAGAGUGAAGUUCAAAUUUUAUGUGAGCAAAGAACUGUCUGCAUUUGUAUUUAGUGUGGUAGAAUGACAUGUUUCCUCCUACAGUUAUACAUGGUCUUUUCAGACAAGCCGUUCUGUGUGUCACUUACUAUUUGAGUGACCUAUGUAGUGAUUUAAUCUCUGCCUCAAUUUCCUCAUCUACAAAAUGGAGAUAAUAUUAUCUACCUCACAGAUACUGUACGGUUAGGGUCAGAGUUUUCUGUUAUUAAGAGCUAAAGGCAUUUAUGUUUAGAACUUGAACAUUAGAAAUAAAAUGGUCUGUCAUCCUGCA
Molecule: messenger RNA, 4644 nt
Organism: Neogale vison (American mink)
Lineage: Eukaryota; Metazoa; Chordata; Mammalia; Carnivora; Mustelidae
Product: zinc finger protein 84-like
Exons: 6
Coding region: 248-2719 (823 amino acids)
Biological process (GO): regulation of transcription by RNA polymerase II
Cellular component (GO): nucleus
Molecular function (GO): DNA-binding transcription activator activity, RNA polymerase II-specific; RNA polymerase II cis-regulatory region sequence-specific DNA binding
Source: RefSeq, a predicted model, not a curated record